Megalobrama amblycephala (Wuchang bream) is the source of this 1040-nucleotide messenger RNA. Its product is annotated as chemokine-like protein TAFA-2. Bases 339 to 719 code for a protein of 126 amino acids. The record is from RefSeq and is a predicted model, not a curated record. The transcript has 6 exons. Gene Ontology annotation, molecular function: receptor ligand activity. NCBI's taxonomy places the organism in Eukaryota, Metazoa, Chordata, Actinopteri, Cypriniformes, Xenocyprididae.
UCAGUGUGUGUGAAGCUCAGGGAAGAGCAGCAUCUGUUUCUUUUUCUCUUUUUGCCCUUUAACGGCUCAUAUUUAACGGCAUAAUUUAUUUAAACAGGAGACGCGGGAAACAUCCAUCGGAUUAAUCUCGUUUAUUCUGCUGUGGGACGGUUAAUGACGGUUAGUGACGGUUACGCGCUCAACUCGCGCUCGGAUCUGAAUCAUGUGAAAACGCCGAUGCGCCGCUGACUGAACCGAACCGAACCGAACCGGAACCCUGGAGCGAUCAAACUCCGACUCCCGCUGGACUGAUCGAGCUGAUCGGAUGGAUUGAUCAGGAGCAGCUCACGUGCGGCAGGAUGAGUGAGAGAGUUCUGCUUCUGCUGCUGCUUCUCCUGGGAUCUUCAGCUCAUUCCCGGGAACAUCACGUGCUGCGUGAGGUGCGGACGGGCACGUGUGAGGUGGUGGCGCUGCAUCGAUGCUGCAACAGGAACAAGAUCGAGGAGCGAUCACAGACCGUCAAGUGCUCGUGUUUCCCAGGACAAGUGGCGGGAACGACCAGAGCGGCUCCGUCCUGCGUGGACGCCUCUAUAGUGGAGCAGAAGUGGUGGUGUCAGAUGCAUCCGUGUCUGGAUGGAGAGGAGUGUAAAGUGCUGCCGGAUCUCAAAGGCUGGAGCUGCGCGACCGGGAACAAGAUCAAGACCACCAAGAUCUCCUCGGACCGGGAUCAGCUCUGGUAACCGCUUGAAACCGGAUACAGACACCUGGAGAGACGUCUGCGUCACGUCUUCGCUCUCGGACACAUUCAGACGUGAGCUCCGGACUGCAGGACACAGGUUUGGUGAUUAGUGGGAAUAUCACAGGAUCAGGAGAGACUCCAUGAACUCUAAACUCUAAACGGUCAGAUCAUGAACACGGAUACGGACGUCUGACCUGAACACUUUCUUCCUGUAUUUCUAAUAUGAAUGUUCAUGUAUCCUCAUAUCAAACAAGACUACUGCAGGUUUUUCUGUAUGUAAAUGAUGCAUACGCUCAUAAUAAACCAUGAUUGUCUUAAUCCA